UGGAGUGACGGAAGUGGUGAAAAUCUAACAAAAACCGGUAGCUUCUGAACUUGGCCAACGCGUUAGAUGUGUUAAAAAGGCAAUGGCCAAAUAAAAUGCGGUAAAUUUACAUCCGCAGCCACGUCACAGCGAAUAAAAGUCUGGAUUUCGGAAAUGAAAUCCCAAUUCUAAGCUGAACAAAAAACGGCAGCAGCGCAGCGGCGAACAAUGGGCAAACGUACAGCGGCGGCGGUGUGAUUUCCAGUGUUCAGCUUCGAGUCCGACUCAACUUGCGAACUUGCACUUAAAAAGCAUCUAGAGCUAGUAACAAGAACUUUUGUACAUUAACAUUAGUAGCAAAGUGAAAACAAAAAAGUUUAAAAUUUACACAAAAAGGGGAAAUAACUUAAAUCGUAGUAACGAAUCAUAAACAUAGCACUGAAAAAAUUAAAUUUUUGCUAAGCUAAAUAACAAAAAGUAUUUAUAAACUGUUAUAUACACACUCUUGUAAGCUUGGACAUACAUAGAGCUGAAGCUGAACGCGCCAAGAGCUAAUCAAUAUAUUCCAAAACACUCCAUUAGUGUAUAGGUAGGACAUAUAUUAAAGAAAUUUUUGGAUCAAGUGCAACAAUAGUAACAACAAAAAGGAAGCAGCCACAACAGUAACUGGAGUAACAACAACAGCGAAAAGCAAUAAACGACGAACCUCAGCGUUAAGCAUAAAGAUUUACUAUUACCAUAUAUAUAGAUAUAUAAAAUAAAACAUAUAUAUAUAUAUAUAUAAAGAGAACAGGAGGAGAAGUCCGCCACUUUGGAAUAGUCAAAGUAUUCAAAAAAUUUUAGGAAUAGCGCCGUUAUUGUCAGACCUGUUUUUAGUUGUAAAAGUUCAAAAGAAAUUAUAUAUAUAUUCAUAUAUAUAUAUAUAUAUUGUACGUAUGUGCGUGUGUGAACUUUUUAUAUAAAACAAAAAUAAAAAACAAUUUGAGGGUGGUAACAAAAGUAGUAGCCUAUUUUUUAUAUCAGUUUUCUAUUGAUGCCGCCUAAGUAACUGCGUGUUGCUUGUAGUGUAGCAUUAGGCGUUAGAUUAGCUGACGUAGGAGAACAUAAAACUACAUAUUUCUGUCAGAAGACACACCCACAUCCCCCUAAAGGAGGCAACCAGACAAGACAACUCCAAAGAAACGACGUCAACGACGUGAACUACAGCAGCUGUACACCAUGGAUGACUCACAGCCGAAAACACUAUACGUGGGCAACCUCGAUGUCUCUGUGUCGGAGGAUUUACUCAUAGCGCUUUUUGGCAAAAUGGGAGCAGUAAAAAGUUGUAAAAUCAUAAGGGAACCGGGCAACGAUCCUUAUGCCUUCAUCGAAUAUUCCAAUUAUCAGGCAGCUGCAACUGCGCUAACCGCCAUGAACAAACGUGUCUUUCUCGACAAAGAGAUUAAAGUUAACUGGGCCACCAGUCCGGGCAAUCAGCCGAAGACAGACAUCAGUUCUCAUCAUCACAUAUUUGUUGGUGAUCUCAGUCCCGAAAUCGAAACGGAAACAUUGCGUGAGGCUUUCGCUCCAUUUGGCGAAAUAUCGAACUGCCGCAUUGUCCGCGAUCCACAGACAAUGAAGUCCAAGGGCUAUGCCUUCGUAUCCUUCGUAAAGAAAGCGGAAGCGGAGAAUGCAAUACAAGCAAUGAAUGGUCAGUGGAUUGGCUCGCGUUCAAUACGCACGAAUUGGUCGACACGCAAAAUGCCGCCACCACGAGAGUCGUCCAAAGGCGGCGGUCAGGGCGGUGGCAUGGGAGGCAUUGGCGGCGCUGGAAAUGGCACAGGUGGUAUCAAAAGCAAUGUUCGACACACCUUUGAGGAGGUCUACAACCAAUCGAGUCCGACAAAUACCACCGUCUAUUGCGGAGGCUUCCAGCCCAAUGUGAUAAGCGAUGAGUUGAUGCACAAACACUUCAUGCAAUUCGGUCACAUACAAGAUGUACGCGUCUUCAAAGACAAGGGCUUUGCGUUUAUAAAGUUCGUCGCCAAGGAUGCAGCAGCACGCGCCAUCGAGCAUACGCACAACAGUGAGGUGCACGGUAAUCUCGUGAAAUGCUUCUGGGGCAAGGAAAACGGGGGAGACAAUUCAGCCAACAAUCUAUCUGCAGCAGCAGCGGCAUCUGCAAACGUUGCUGCCGUGGCAGCUGCCAAUGCAGCAGCCGCCGCAGGAGCAGCCAUGCCCGGUCAAAUGAUGACCCAACAACAGAUAGCAGCGGCCACUGGGGCCGCGAUACCCGGCCAAAUGAUGACACCGCAACAGCUAGCGGCCGCAACAGCGGCGCAAUAUCCAUAUGCGGCAUAUCAGCAGAUGAGCUAUUGGUAUCCACCUGCGAUUUCUUCAUUACAGGGCUAUCCGACUGCUCAGAUGCCCACACAGUACAUGCAGCAGGGCUACUAUCCAUACGCCUAUACAACCAGUGCUCAACAAGCGGGAGGCAUGCCGACCGGCUAUCGUAUGGUGCCACCGAAUGUGGCAUGGGGUGUACCGGGAGCUGUGAUGCCGGGCGUAACAGCAGCCACUGCGGCUGCGGCAGCCAAUGGUUCGCUUGGCCCUCAGGUAAUGUACAGCGCCGCGAUGCCACAAUAUCAGACCCAAUGAGCAGAGACGUGACGCCUGCUUCGACGCCGUCUGCACCAUCCGGGCAUUCGUUUUAGCCAACAUCGUGCACUUCAACAGCAACAACAACAACAAGAACAACAGCAACAUUAUUAUCAACAAUACGUGCACUUCGUUGUUGGCAAUAGCCCCUAUAAAAUGCCAAUGCCAGUUACUAUGAUAAGCAGUAAUAACACCAGCAGUAGCAGCAGAGGCGAGGACGGGACUUUCAUCUUGGCAGCAUCGGAAUAGGUAGCAACAACCAAACUACACAAAAACAACACAACAAUAGCAACAGAAAAGACCCAAAACCACAGUUUAUAAUUUCAGUUUCAUUUGAAGUGCGUUUCUUCAGUUCAGUUGAUUUGUUUUACGCCACGUCAUAGGUGAAUAAAAACAAAAAGUUUAGUGUUA
Molecule: messenger RNA, 3027 nt
Organism: Scaptodrosophila lebanonensis
Lineage: Eukaryota; Metazoa; Arthropoda; Insecta; Diptera; Drosophilidae
Gene: Rox8
Product: nucleolysin TIAR
Exons: 5
Coding region: 1198-2616 (472 amino acids)
Molecular function (GO): RNA binding
Source: RefSeq, a predicted model, not a curated record